AUGGCGCAGGAGACAUUUCUGCCGGGGGAAGAGCCCCUCCGCCGCCGCCAGCGCCCAAGUGGCGCCGCCUUACUCUGGGCGUCGCUGGCGAGUGCGGCCUUGGGAGGGCCCCUGCUGGCCAUGAUGGGCUUCACCCUUAUGGCCUCCCUCACCCUCCUGCUGGUGGCCUCCCCCUUGCUUCUCCUCUUCAGCCCACUGCUCUUCUCCGCCGGCUUCCUCCUCGCUGCCUCCACGGUGUGCUUCGCCGCCGCGUCCGCCAUGGCCCUCGCAGGCGCCUCUGCGUUUGCGUGGUUGAUCUCCGCCGUCCGCGGCGGCGGCGGCGAGGGACCCGCCGCCGCCCUCGCCUUGACGGAAUCCGGCCGGCAGGUGAAAACCCAGUUGGGAGACCUCGGUGGCCACCUGCCUCAGCACAAGGUCCAGGUGUUCCCGGCGGAGACGAAAGUCAAUCGAGGUUAA
Spirodela intermedia is the source of this 456-nucleotide messenger RNA. The record is from the annotation of a GenBank genome assembly. Lineage: Eukaryota; Viridiplantae; Streptophyta; Magnoliopsida; Alismatales; Araceae.